GGAAUGCUAUUGUUACCUCCUGAUUUUGAACUAGCCAUUCAGGUUUCUUGGGUUUCCCGAGAGGAUCGACUGAGCAAGAAGAAGGUAAAAAAUUUUCCCAAAAGAGUAAUAAUGAUGACUGUAAACUGAGUAUUCACCCACCAGGCGCUGCUUUUAAGUCAAAAGGAAACCCGAUAAUGUAAAAAUUACACUUCCUAUUCCGGAAGUGUGAAGGCAGAGAAGUCAUCUAACUCUACUAAGCUUCCGCUUUACUCGUAUCCAGCGGGCUUCUUGCGCUGUUUUUUAUGUUGUUUUUUUUUCUCUCGAGAUGCAAACUAAAAACUUUAAUGAGCUUUUCAGAGCGGUGAAAGAUGUCACUCCUGUUGUCACCAGUGGAGCUCUCGUAGUGGCUCUUUUCUCCUGCGUUUUAUUUGGCAUACGAACCCAUCUCAGCCUGCCUGAGGAGAGCUUCAGCAUCGGAGCAACAGUUUUCCAAAGCGGCCACAUACACCGCCUCUUCCUGUUCCCCUUUCACCACCGAAGCCUCCCUCAGCUCCUGCUGAGCAUCACUGCUCUGCUGUUUCUGACUGGCAGUGUGGAGAAAGGCUUCGGCACGGUUCGCUUCCUGUUCAUCUUCCUCCUUCUCACCUCCAUUACUGGUGUGAUUUACAGUUUCUUGGAUCUUCUGCAGGAUGCCAGCCAGCACACAGAGGGUCUGCUCCCAGUGGUCUUGGCCUGUGUGGCCUUGACAACCCUACACACUAAGAUGACCAAAGGUUUUCUCUGUGGGGUCAGUUUUCCUGCGGUGGCCCUCCCCUGGGUGCUCCUCGUCAUCUGCACGGCCCUCGUCCCUCACAGUGUGCUUCUCUGCAAUGUUAUUGCCAUACUGAUCGGCUGGGUGCAUGGGAAAGGCUGGCUGUCUCCUGUGGACAUGUCUGAGUCCAGGGCUGCCGUUCUGGAGAAGAUUCUGCUGUUUAAGUUGCUGAGGAGCAUCAGCGGUGUCAUGUUCGUCCCUGCAUCCUCGCAGGAGAGGAGGAAGACCCUGCUUCCACAAAUAAACCCCACUCCUGGAUCGUACCCGGUUCAAGCUUAUGCAUCGCUGCCCAGCACUACCACCACUCACACCCCAGCUACAGUGUAUGAGGGCUGGCCCCACUCAGCCAGCUUGACACCAUCUCAACCUCCUCAUGGACACCUUACACCAAACAGUGUUGGACACAAUCAUGGACAUUUUGCAACACACAGUGUUGGACACAACCAUGGACAUUUCUCAGAUCAAAUUGUGGGACAAAGUUGUAGCCAUGGCCACAGUCAUAGUCAUGGACCUAUGCAGUAGUUGUGGGUUUUUUAUUUGAUUGCUUAACGAAUCCUCUCACUUCUUUGUGUUUCAUUCUUAGAUGUUACAGCAUCCAAAGUGAAGGACUUGGUAAAUGCGGUUAUGAUUUUAAUAUUUUAUACCUUUUUUUUUUUUUAAUGUGGUGUUUCUUUGUAAAAAAAAUAAAUUGUUUGGGUUUUUUUGUUUUACAACUUUUUAUACUUCCAGUAAUAAAUCUAUAUUUCAAAAGGCCUCUAGUUGUAUGUGAUCCGAUAACUAAUUAAUAGUGUCAGGCUGUAGUUACUCACAGCAACAGGGUGGUUGAAUUUAUCAAGGUUUUAAAAUGUCAUGGUUUCAAAACCACUAAA
This is a messenger RNA of Poecilia latipinna (sailfin molly), 1662 nucleotides long. It is a transcript of the gene rhbdd2, whose product is annotated as rhomboid domain containing 2. Gene Ontology annotation, molecular function: serine-type endopeptidase activity. NCBI's taxonomy places the organism in Eukaryota, Metazoa, Chordata, Actinopteri, Cyprinodontiformes, Poeciliidae. Gene Ontology annotation, cellular component: membrane. The record is from RefSeq and is a predicted model, not a curated record. The coding region runs from base 308 to 1315 and encodes 335 amino acids. The transcript has a single exon.